AUGACUGUAUUGUCGUGGUUGGUAUUGGUCGGAGCCUUAGGGCCAUUGAGAGCCGACGACCCUAUACCACUACAUAUCGGUGGAACAUUUCCUAUGGAAGCUGGCUCUGGUGGUUGGGCCGGCGGUCAGGCAUGCCUACCCGCUGUACAAAUGGCACUCGAAGAUGUGAAUAGCAGACCUGAUGUUUUACCAGGAUAUGUUCUCCAUAUGAACACCAGCAAUUCCAAGUGCCAACCUGGAUUAGCCACACAACAACUUUAUGACUUACUGUAUACACCUCCUACUAAAUUAAUGUUAUUAGCCGGAUGUUCGCCAGUUACUACUGUGAUAGCCGAGUCAGCACCUGUAUGGAAACUUGUUGUGGUCUCCUACGGUGCUAGCUCUCCAGCAUUGUCGAAUAGGGAACGAUUUCCGACGUUAUUUCGUACACAUCCAUCGGCCAACAUGCAAAAUCCGACAAGGAUGCGACUGUUCGAGAAGUUUCGUUGGAAAAAGAUCACGAUACUGCAAUCUGUCGAAGAAGUGUUUACAUCAACUGCAAAAGAUCUUGAGGAACUUGGACGAAGAAAAGGUAUUCGCGUUGAACGACAAAGUUUCUAUGGAGAUCCGACGGAUGCUAUGAAAACGCUGCGUAGACAGGAUGCACGAGUUAUCGUUGGUCUUUUCUAUGUCACGGAAGCUCGAAGAGUCCUUUGCCAGGCGUACCACCAUAAAUUAUAUGGCCGAAAGUACACAUGGUUUUUUAUCGGAUGGUAUGCGGAUACUUGGUACAUCCCACCACCUGAGGAACACCUGAACUGCACUGCCGAUCAGAUGGCCGAAGCUGCACAAUAUCACUUCACCACCGAGAGUGUGAUGUUAUCUCGUGAUGAAAACGCCACCAUUUCUGGAAUGACUGGUCGAGAAUUCCAGGCACGACUCACCUCGAUGCUUUCACCGGAUUCCGAUCCGGCAAAUACUGGAGGUUUUCCGGAAGCUCCACUUGCCUAUGAUGCUGUUUGGGCUUUGGCUCUGGCAUUCAACUGCACUCGGAAUCGACUCCCUCCAGGUGUCCGAUUGGAACAAUUCACCUACGACAAUCAAAUGAUGGCAGAUAUCCUAUUCGAGUGUGUCAAAAAUACCUUAUUCCGAGGAGUUUCGGGAAGAGUGAUGUUUUCGGACUCGGGAGACCGAAUCGCUCGGACCCAAAUUGAACAAAUGCAAAACGGUAAAUACGUCGUUAUGGGUUUUUACGAUACGACAACUCAGGAGUUGGAAUGGUAUAAUAAGGAGCAAUGGUAUUCCAGUAAAGGUCCCCCUCCAGAUUCGACAAUUAUUCGCGAGUCUAUCCUAACUGUUGCCAGUGAGCUCUAUUACGCUGUUUCCGUUUUUGCCUUCCUCGGAUUGGCUCUUGCAGCUGGGACUUUCAUUUUCAACAACAAAUAUGCAUUUAGGGGGAUUAUCGUCCAAUCUCAACCGCAAUGCAACAAUAUCAUGAUCACCGGUUGCUCGUUAUCCAUCGCUUCCUUGUUUUUGAUGGGUCUGCCUUCUGAAGGGAUCGCUUUGCCUCAAUCAGCAUUCUCUAUACUGUGCCAUUCUCGGAUAUCCAUCCUAAUGAUUGGUUUCACUUUUGCAUACGGGUCGAUGUUUGCCAAAGUAUGGAUAGUACAUCGAAUGAGCGCCAGUGAGAACCAACAGCUAGCCAGUCGUCAGAAGGACGAGUACAUAAACUCUAAUUUCCAGUACAAGCCAUUACUGAACACGUAUGAGGAGAAGGAGGACGGAUCGCCGUGGGAGAGUAUCCGAACGCUGAUUGCGUCAGUGGUCGGACGUCAAGCGUAUGUGGCUGCUGCACUUCGGAAAAUGUCGAAUAAUGCCUAUGGCACACUGGCCGUCUCCAGACGGAUCAACACUCUCAAUCAGCCUAUUCCUCCCGGGCGAUUCUAUACUGUGAUCGCAGCGUUCUUUGUUAUAGACUUAGUUAUUAUCGUUUGUUGGAUCGCCUUCGAUCCGUUACAACGAAUUGAACAGCGCUUUCCAUUACUGGAACCGCCAGUUGGUAGUGAUGAUGACGUUAUGUUACUGCCAAUUCUGGAAUUAUGUCAAAGUUCACAUCAAGAAGUGUGGAUAGGUCUAGUGCUUGGCUACAAAUGCCUGUUAUUGGUGUUUGGUUUGUUUCUCGCGUAUGAGUCUCGAAACCUCAAACUACGGUAUGUGAACGACUCUCGCCUCGUUGGUCUUGCCAUCUACAAUGUGGCGAUACUUUCACUAGUGACGGGUCCUGUCACGACACUUCUUAUCCGAAGUCAAGCAAAUGCUAAUUUUGCAUUUGUCGCCGUUACGGUUCUUUUAUGCACUUAUAUAUCAUUGGGACUUGUUUUCGUGCCGAAAUUGCGGUUUAUCUGUCGUGUUCCGCCUUCGGCUGAUGAGGCUCAUCCCAAUGGUAAUUCUGUAAUGCGGGGUUUGUCGAAAACCGAUCAAAAACGCUAUGAACAUCUGCGACAUGAGAACGAAGUUCUCCAGAAGCAAAUUGAUGAGAAAGAAAAACGGAUACGGCAGUGCAAGGAACGACUGGAAUGCCUGCUAAACAAGGAGGACGAUUUACUGUCAAUUUCGGGAGCGGCGAACAAUACCCGAAGUGUGUCCGAUGAAAAGGAAACGUUCUCCACUCCAACAACGCUCACAACUACUGCAUUGAUAGAGUUACAACCCAGCAAUGAAAAUACGGGUCGUUAUAUGGCAAUAGAGAACGACAAUUCGAGCUCGUCUUCGGACGAAAUUUUAUUGUGA
Necator americanus (New World hookworm) is the source of this 2769-nucleotide messenger RNA. RefSeq lists its product as uncharacterized. The record is from RefSeq and is a predicted model, not a curated record. Lineage: Eukaryota; Metazoa; Nematoda; Chromadorea; Rhabditida; Ancylostomatidae. Gene Ontology annotation, molecular function: G protein-coupled GABA receptor activity. The transcript is spliced from 24 exons. Gene Ontology annotation, biological process: gamma-aminobutyric acid signaling pathway; G protein-coupled receptor signaling pathway. Gene Ontology annotation, cellular component: membrane; G protein-coupled receptor heterodimeric complex. Bases 1 to 2769 code for a protein of 922 amino acids.